Messenger RNA from Acanthosepion pharaonis, 1026 nucleotides. The record is from the annotation of a GenBank genome assembly. Lineage: Eukaryota; Metazoa; Mollusca; Cephalopoda; Sepiida; Sepiidae.
AUGUCUCUCUCUCUCUCUCUCUCUCUCUCUCUCUAUCUAUCUAUCUAUCUAUCUAUCUAUCUAUCUAUCUCCUUUGUCAUUCUCUAUCUGUCCAUCCGUCUAUUUCUGUUUCUCUCUAUCUCUCUUGCCACUAAUAUCUAUAUUUGCAGAAGAGGAGUCAUUAUUUCUUUCUCCUUCUGCUCACCUUAUCUCUGUAUAUCUCGCGUUUUUCUAUACUUCUUUGAUCUCUCUACUUUUCUCUUCUUUUCACUCGCUCUCCUUUUUUCGCACUUUGAUCCACUACCAAAACGUCUCCUUCCUCUCAGCCUUCUAUCUCUUUCUUCUCUUUCUGUAUCACGUGCCUUUCUUUCAUUUGACCUCUUUCCCUUACAUCUUUUUCUUCUCUCCUUGCUUCUCCAACUCUCUCUCUCUCUCUCUCUCUCUCUCUCUCUCUCUUUUCUUUCUCUUUUACUCCCUAUCCCAAAUCCUAUCUUUCCUUCUUUCUUACGAUUGGUUUCUAUCCUCUCUUUCUUUCUUUCUUUCUUUCUUUCUUUCUUUCUUUCUUUCUUUCCCCUCUCUUUCUUUAUAGUUCAAGCGAUAGAUUUGUAUCUGGAAAUUCUUCGUUUUCAUCUAUCCCACUCUCCUCCUCCUUCUCCGCCUCUCUCUCUCCCUCUUUCUCUGUCUUUCUCUUUCUUCUACUCUUAUUCGUUUAUCUCUGUUUUAUUUAUACAAAACUGUUCCUAUACUGCUACAUCUUUUUAUGUGUAUCAUGUAAUAUCCACUCACUCUCUCUCUCUCUCUCUCUCUCUCUCUCUCUCUCUCUCUCUUUAUCUCUCUAAAGUAUUCUUUCUUCUCUCUCUACCUCAGCCUUUCUUCUUUUUCCUCUUCCUCCUCCCUCCGCCAUUGAAUAAUCUAAAAUCUUAUUUUUUACACUUUCUUUCUUUCUUUCUUUCUUUCUUUCUUUCUUUCUUUCUUUCUUUCUACUGUACGUUUAUUCUUUUUCUUUCACGAUUUAAAAUGUCCAUUACUUUCUUUUCUAUUAUAUAA